AUGGAAAAAUUUGCCAUUGCUCUUAUUUUCUUUACUGUAUUUUGGGGUUUGAUCGGUGUUGUUUUACCAUUUCUUAUACCCAAAGGACCAAAUCGACGUCUCAUUCAAACAAUGUUAAUAUUAACAUCGGCCUGUUGUUGGCUCUUUUGGUUAUGUUUUUAUCUUCAUCAAUGGAAUCCAUUAUUUGGACCUCUACUUACAACUACCGAUGCUCGCAUAUUACGUGAACUUUGGAGUACAGAUUUUUAA
Messenger RNA from Rotaria sordida, 249 nucleotides. Lineage: Eukaryota; Metazoa; Rotifera; Eurotatoria; Philodinida; Philodinidae. The record is from the annotation of a GenBank genome assembly.